This is a messenger RNA of Neltuma alba, 711 nucleotides long. RefSeq lists its product as uncharacterized. NCBI's taxonomy places the organism in Eukaryota, Viridiplantae, Streptophyta, Magnoliopsida, Fabales, Fabaceae. The record is from RefSeq and is a predicted model, not a curated record. The transcript has 2 exons. The coding region runs from base 1 to 711 and encodes 236 amino acids.
AUGGCAUCAAGCAAUGGAGGUGGAACUCACUGCCCUUCCACAAAAUCUGACAUGGACUUUAAUUCCUCUUUCAUCUCCCUCUCCCAAUAUUAUCAGCUGCAAAUGGAUGACAUUUUGAUUUUGGGCUCUAGCAGCACAGAGGUUAACAAUCUUAUUUUGGCUCUUGGCACAUAUUUUCCUGUUAAGGACCUUGGCUGGCUGAGUUAUUUCCUUGGUGUUGAAGCAACAUUUACUACUAAUGGACUUUUUCUUUCACAACUGAAAUACAUUGUUGAUUUGUUAAAAAGGUGCAAUAUGAUAAACUGUAAGCCAGCUGAAACUCCUAUGAGUGCCAAAGAAAAAGUAUCUGUUAUUGUUGGUCAGUCCUUUGAAGAUGGUUAUCUGUAUCGUUCUGUUGUUGGUAGCUUGCAAUAUUUAUCCUUUACUAGACCAGAUAUUUCCUUUGCUGUGAACAAAGUAUGUCAGUUUCUUCAUAAUACCCUAGACACUCACUGGAUUGCAGUCAAGCGUAUUCUGCACUAUCUCAAAAAUACAAUUGAUUAUGGCAUAGUCAUUAGAAAAAGUCUCACUUCAUCCCUGGUUGCUUUCUCUGAUGAUUUAACUGCUUACUCCGAUACUGAUUGGGGUGGAUGUAUUGAUGAUAGAAGAUCCACUGGUGGUCAUUGUGUCUUUUUUGGACCAAAUCUUAUAUCGUGGAGCUCAAGGAAAUAG